Molecule: messenger RNA, 384 nt
Organism: Bolinopsis microptera
Lineage: Eukaryota; Metazoa; Ctenophora; Tentaculata; Lobata; Bolinopsidae
Product: proline-rich proteoglycan 2-like
Exons: 1
Coding region: 1-384 (127 amino acids)
Source: RefSeq, a predicted model, not a curated record
AUGGGGUAUUACCCACCAGCUUCGCAAGCUCCACCACCUUACAACCCAGCUCAAAACAGUGCUCCAGAUGCCCCACCUCCACCUUACCACCCAGCUCAAAACAGUGCCCCAGAUGCCCCACCUCCACCUUACCACCCAGCUCAAAACAGUGCCCCAGAUGCCCCACCUCCACCUUACCACCCAGCUCAAAACAGUGCCCCAGAUGCCCCACCUCCACCUUACCACCCAGCUCAAAACAGUGCCCCAGAUGCCCCACCUCCACCUUACCACCCAGCUCAAAACAGUGCCCCAGAUGCCCCACCUCCACCUUACCACCCAGCUCAAAACAGUGCCCCAGAUGCCCCACCUCCACCUUACAUAAAAAAUAUGUACAUAUAUUUAUAA